This is a messenger RNA of Sapajus apella (tufted capuchin), 602 nucleotides long. RefSeq names its product 60S ribosomal protein L29-like. Gene Ontology annotation, biological process: cytoplasmic translation. Gene Ontology annotation, cellular component: cytosolic large ribosomal subunit; ribosome. NCBI's taxonomy places the organism in Eukaryota, Metazoa, Chordata, Mammalia, Primates, Cebidae. The record is from RefSeq and is a predicted model, not a curated record. The transcript has 2 exons. The coding region runs from base 28 to 504 and encodes 158 amino acids. Gene Ontology annotation, molecular function: structural constituent of ribosome.
AGGUUGAACCGUGGCUUAGGUGCAGACAUGGCCAAGUCCAAGAACCACACAACACACAACCAGUCCCGAAAAUGGCACAGAAAUGGUAUCAAGAAACCCCGAUCACAAAGAUACGAAUCUCUUAAGGGGGUGGACGCCAAGUUCCUGAGGAACAUGUGCUUUGCCAAGAAGCACAACAAGAAGGGCCUAAAGAAGAUGCAGGCCAACAAUGCCAAGGCCAUGAGUGCAUGUGCCGAGGCCAUCAAGGCUCUCGUAAAGCCCAAGGAGGUUAAGCCCAAGAUCCCAAAGGGGGGUGUCAGCCGCAAGCUUGAUCGACUUGCUUACAUUGCCCACCCCAAGCUUGGGAAGCGUGCUCGUGCACGCAUUGCCAAGAGGCUCAGGCUCUGCUGGCCAAAAGUCAAGGCCAAGUCCAAGGAUCAAAACAAGGCCCAGGCUGCAGCUCCAGCUUCAGUUUCAGCUCAGGCUCCCAAAGGUGCCCAGGCCCCUACAAAGGCUUCAGAGUAGAUACCUCUGUCUGCCAACGUGAGGACAGAAGGACUGGUGCAACCCCCCGGGGCUGCCAUCUGCAUGGGGCUGGGGUCCUCCUGUGCUAUUUGUACAAA